UUUUAAGGAGUUUGCCGCGAGCGCGUCUCCUGCAUUCGCAGUCUGGGCGCGUUCGGAGGAGGAGCGAGAGAGGAAGGCGCUCUUGGGACCUCGCGGGCGCACGGCUUCUGGCUCUGCCCGGCGUCCCUGCGAUUUGGAGAAGGCGUAACCCGGUGGCUGGGCGCGGGAGAACUGCAGAGAAGCCAUGGGUGCUGGGAGCUCGACCGAGCAGCGGAGCCCGGAGCAGCCGGAGGCGGGGAGCCGGACGCCGGCCGAGCCGGAGCCCAGCGGCGGGAGCCCCGCAGCAGAGGCGGCGCCUGGAGCUCUGGAGGACCCGGCCAUCGGGGCCGCGGACCCCGCCACCAAGCUCCUGCAGAAGAAUGGCCAGCUGUCCGCCGUCAACGGCUUAGCCGAGCCGGGAGAGCUCAGUCUCCAGGAGGGAGCCCUGCACGGCCAGGAGGAGGAGGAGGAGGAGGAAGUCAUUGUCGCAGAGGUUGGACAGAGAGACUCUGAAGAUGUGAACGAAAGAGACCCAGAUAAGGAGAUGGCUGCCAACUCAGCAGUUGCUCAGGACAUCGCAAAGGAAGGGCGGGAGGAAGUGCCCGAAAUAAUCGAGCAGAUGCCUUCUCCAGAGAGCAAUUUAGAAGAGCUAGCCCAGCCCACCGAGUGCCAGAGCAACGACGUUGGGUUUAAGAAGGUGUUCAAGUUCGUGGGCUUUAAAUUCACCGUGAAGAAGGACAAGAGCGAGAAGUCUGACACAGUCCAGCUACUCACCGUCAGGAAAGAGGAAGGUGAAGGAGCGGGAGGAUCGGAUGGGGCUGGCGACCACCAGGAGCCCAGGCCAGAGCCUGGAGAAGCAACGCCCAAAGAGAGUGAACUGAAACAGUCUACAGAGAAGCCAGACGAGACCACGAAGCACGAGCAGAGCAGCACAGACACUUCUCUUCCUGCAGAGUCUGGUCAAGCGGCGGAGGAGGGCAGAGAUGGGGAGGAAAAGCAAGAAAAGGAACCAGCCAAAUCUCCAGACUCUCCAACUAGCCCAGUGGCCAGCGAAACGGCAUCACCCUUUAAGAAAUUCUUCACUCAAGGUUGGGCUGGCUGGCGCAAAAAGACCAGCUUCAGGAAGCCGAAGGAGGAGGAGCUGGAAGCUUCGGAGAAGAAAAAGGAGCAAGAGCCAGAAAGAGCAGACGCAGAAGGACAUGAGAAGAUGGAAGAGACCUCUGAGAAGCUGGCCGCCUCUGCACAGCCGCAGCCACAGGGGGCCACAGAGAGCGCUAGCGAUGCCAGGUUAUCGGCUGAAUAUGAAAAAGUGGAGCUGCCCUCCGAAGGUCAAGUGCAGGGGUCUCCUGAGGAGAAACCUGCCCCGUUAGCAACCGAAAUAUUUGAUGAAAAAGUGGAGAUUGUUGCAGAGGUCCAUGUCCGCACUACAGAGAAGGAAACGGAGGAGCCGAAAGCCGAGGCAGAAGAACUAGAAGAGUCCUUGCCGUCUGAAAAACGGGCUGAGACGAAUGCUGAGCCUCGGGAAGCCGAACCCCCGGAAGAGCCGGCGAAGGCUCCAGAAGCGGGGGCCCCCGAGGGGGACCACACCCGGCCGCCCGAACCAGGUCCUGAUGACAAACCAUCCUCGCACCCUGAAGGCAUCGUGAGUGAGGCCGAAAUGCUGGCAUCGCAGGAGAGAGUGAAGGUGCAAGGAAGCCCCUUAAAGAAGCUUUUUACGAGCACUGGCUUGAAGAAGCUUUCCGGGAAGAAGCAGAAGGUGAAAAGAGGAGGAGGAGGAGGGGAUGAAGAGUCGGGGGAGCACCACGCAGCCGUAGCUGACUCUGCAGACAGUGCAGAUGAACAGAAGGGCGAGAGCUCCGCUUCGUCCCCCGAGGAGCCCGAGGAGAUCACGUGUCUGGAGAAGGGCCUAGCGGACGCCCAGCAGGACGGGGAGGUCGAGGAAGGGACGACUUCCGACGGAGAGAAAAAGAGAGAAGGUGUGACCCCCUGGGCGUCUUUUAAAAAGAUGGUGACACCCAAGAAACGGGUGCGAAGGCUGUCGGAAAGCGACAAGGAAGAUGAGCUGGAGAAGGUGAAGAGUGCCACCCUGUCUUCCACGGAGAGCACGGCGUCCGAGAUGCAUGAGGAGGGGAAGGGACACGGGGAGGAGCCCAAGCCCGAGGAACCAAAGCGCAGGGUGGACACUUCGGUGUCUUGGGAAGCUCUGAUCUGCGUGGGGUCAUCCAAGAAAAGGGCAAGGAAAGCAUCCUCUUCUGAUGAGGAAGGGGCACCAAAACCAACGGCAGGAGAAAGCCAGAAACCAGAUGACGGAGGGAGAGACAGAGAAGCAGGAGCAGACACGGUCCCUGCUGCUUCCCAGGAGCAUGACCAAGGGCAGGGGAGCUCCUCACCUGAGCCAGCGGGAAGCCCCUCCGAAGGGGAGGGCGUCUCCACCUGGGAGUCCUUUAAAAGGCUGGUCACCUCCAGGAAAAAAUCGAAGUCGAAACUGGAAGAGAAAACGGACGACUCUGUAACUGGGGCUGGUCUAGAACAUUCGGCCGCAGAUGUUGAAACUGGGAAGGAGGAGUCUUGGGUUUCGAUUAAGAAAUUUAUUCCUGGGCGAAGGAAGAAAAGGUCAGACGGGAAACAAGACCAAACCGCUGCUGAGGACACGGGGCCACCCGAAGUCCACGAAGAUGACGCCGACGUCCCCGCCGUGGUGCCUCUGUCCGAGUACGAUGCCGUGGAAAGGGAGAAAAUGGAAGCACAGGGCGCCCAGGGGAGCGAGGAGAAGCCUGAGCAAAGGGGAGCAGCGGUGUACGUGUCGGAGGAGCUCAGCAAGAGUCUGGUGCACACAGUCGCCGUGGCCGUGGUGGAUGGGGCGAGGGCCGUUGCCGACAUUGAGGAAAGGUCGCCUUCCUGGAUCUCUGCGUCGGUGACCGAACCCCUCGAGCGAUCCGAAGAUGAAGACAAGCCACCGAGCGGAGAGGUGCUUGAGAGAGAGGCCGCGGCAGAGGAGAGCCCCCUUGCUGCCAAAGCUCUGCCCGAGAGCCGGGAUGCCAGCGAUGACACGAUCGUCAGUGAGAUGGAACUGACUUCCGAAGCCGUGACCGCUGCAGAGACCACGGGGGCAUUUUGUGCUGAAGAAGCAACGGAAGCGUCUGGCGCCGAAGAGACCACCGACAUGGUUUCGGCCGUUUCCCAGUUAACCGACUCUCCGGACACCACGGAGGAAGCUACGCCAGUCCAGGAGGUGGAGGGUGGCGUGCCAGACACGGAAGACCAGGACAGGCGAACCCAAGAGGUCCUGCAGGCAGUCGCCCGAAAAGUUAGGGAAGAGUCGCAGCUGCCUGGUGCCACAGGACCAGAAGACACAGUUCAGACAACGUGGAAAGGAGAAUCAGAAAUACCAGAGGAGGAGGAAGGAGGAGAAGAGGAGUCUCAAGUGCCAGGUCUGAAGAAAGAGAUGGACGUCGUGUUGAAAGGACACGUCGAAGAAACAGACACUGAGAAUUUGACACAAGGGAAGGCAAAUGCGCAGGCCACUCCAGAACGCUUCAGAAGAGUUCCUCAAGUCACAGAGGGUGUAGAGUCCAGCGAGCUUAUAACCACCUGUCCAGCCGCAACAUUGCUUGGGAUAAAAUCAGAGAUUCCACUGGAGCAGGCUGCUGCCCCUGACUCAGCUGGAACUCUCACAGACAGUGAGACCAACGGGAGCACCCCAGUAGCAGACUCUGAAGCUCUCCAAAUCACACAGCAAGACCGAGUCGUGGACAUCCACGCGAGUGGUGAGGUGGCCUCUGGCACAGGGUCACAGGUCAUGGAAGCAGAGGCAGUUCCCGCGCUGAAAGAGACGCCUCCAGCACCCUCUGGUGUUCCAUCCCAGGAAGAACGCAGGGAACGUGUUCUAGAGCACGUGGAUGAAGAGGUAUCCGUGGAAACCGUACCCAUUCUUUCAAAGACGGUGGUGAUUCAAGAGGCCAGCCAGUUGGCUGAUGACGAAAUCAAGGACGUACCAUUUGUUGUUGAAGGACUUGGAGGGUCUGCAGACACAGAAAUAACAGCCAGUCGGAAAAAGGUCCGUGAAGUUGUCCCUCAAGGUGAAGUUACUGAAGAAGCCGAAUUUCAAGAGAAUGAUAGUAUUGAACGCCAGAGUCACACUCAGUUUCUUCCAACCCCAGAGGGGGGGGAGGUGGUAGUUCAGGUAGAAAGGGAGGAAAUGGAAGCAAAGCCAGCUCCAGAGGGUGAAGAGAAACUCGAGCCAAAACCAGUUGAAGUGCACAGUCAACAGCUGGUCCAGACAGUUCACGUAACCAUCGUAGAUGGGGAAAAGGAAGUUAUCAGUUGUGAAGAAAGUUCUUUUUGGCUGGUUGAAAAGGAAGCAGUCUGCACAGAAAUUCAAGUUCAAAGCUCUGAGACAUCAUUACCUCUAACAGUUGCAACAGUGGAGGAGAAGGUCUUAGGAGAAACUGUCAAGAUUUUAGAAACACCUGGAACCCUGGAGCCUGCAGAAGCACAUUUGGAAGAGGCAGAAGAGUCCUCUGAAAAAGAAGACUUCAUUGUUCAGCCAGGGGAAGAUGCCGUGCCCACGGGGAAUGAGUCUCAGGCAGAAUCAGUCCCAGUGAUAGUACCUGCUGCCCCUGAAAAAGGCAUCAGUGCUGACCCGGAAGCAGAUGAAACCCCAUCACGGAAAGGGAGGUCGGGUGAAGACCACGAGCAGGUUAUCUGUCAGGAAGUCAGAGUGAAUGAAACGGAAGAUUUAAAGGCUGAAAAGGAGAUUUUGCAACUUACGACCGAGAGCCGUAAACUUGUGCAAAACGUAAUUCAAACAGCCGUUGACCGGUUAGCAAGUACAGAAGACACAGCCACAGAUGGCCAGACACCGGCUCUGCUGAUACAAGCGGACGACCUGGAAGCUGAACAGAGCAUUGAAAAAGAAGAAAGGGAACCUCAGGUCUCCGCAGAGGGCGAGACACAAACUACCACGGCCAAAGAGGGGUCCGCACUGACCGCCGCGGAACACACGUGCUCAGAUGUUUCCAAAGAUGUGAAUGCGGCUCCCCAAGAGGUCAUGACUCUUGAGGUCGAAGGUUCCCGUGUUAGCGACCAGCAGCUUGCAGAGGUAAUUCUGUUAACCCGGGAAAAGAGAGAAGCCCCUGGAACCAGAUCUGUGCGGGAAGAUGGUGAUCGAGGCGGCUUGGGAGAAAGAACAGAGAAGCCUCGGUCGGAAUCCCAGGAAGAUGAAAACGGUGAUGCUGCCGAUUACCCCGAGAACCAUACCUCAGCCCUGGAAGACACCGAGGCCUCGGGAGCCUUAACCAAAGAGUCCGCCGAUGCAAAUGGGCCAAAACUAAAAGAGAAGGAAGUAGAAUUUCAGGAUGGAAACGGGCAGAGCGAGUCAGAAACAGAGAUCGAAACACACACCCAGGAGGAAACCCAGAAACCAGAGAGGCAGCCGGCGGCCCCAGAACUCACAGAAUCCUAAAACGUCACUUACCCUCAUGUACUUGCGAGACCAGAACGAGGAGAACAAGUGGUGGAAGAAAGUGAACGCUGCUGCUAAGACCGCAGAGCAACCUCCAGACCUUGGACAACUGAAGAACAGGCGCAUGGACUGGUCUCGUUCCGAGGGAACCCCGACAAUCCCGAGGCUUCAUCGGGAGCUCCAGCCGGUUCACAGUUCCUCCCUUCAAGACCACCCUGUUGGCUGUCCCUUGAUUCCGCGUAGUGUCUCUCAUUUAAGGUCCUGUGUUCUACACCUGGAACUGGAGUUGGAAACACCUAGUUCCACGUCUCAAACUGGAGUAUCAUUCUUUAUGUAUUUAUAUGUAUGUUUUAAGUAAUCCUCUUCCUGUAUCUAUUGUAUAUUUUUUUCUUAACGUUUAAGGAAAUGUGCAGUGUAGCACAUUUCUCUUGUAUCACACAAUACUGACGGGGCACGCGGCCAUAGUGGAGCUUUGGGGAGCUUCUUUUACGACCUGUGAAAACAGCUUCCUAGAAAUAACAUUCCUGAUCAGAUACUACAGCUCUUACUAUAAAAUUCACUAAGGAUUAGGUCCAUGAUUAGUAUUACUCUGAGAUUGGUCACUUUCCUACUAUGCACAGUGCUAAAAAUAAAAAGCUUUUCUUUUCUUUUUCUUUUUUUUUUUGGAAACAUACAGAAUGUUCCAUUGUUACUGUGAAAUUUUUCUUCCUGGCCCAGUGGAAGUUGCAAGUUUUUUUUCAGUUGCACAUUAAGUCUUUUCUCCUAAUUGUUAUGCUUGUUUUGGACAGAUGAGUGUGCUUAAUCCUGAUGCAAAGUAGAGAUCUGUUUUUCAUACUGUUAAGAAAAGAAUUGACUGUUUUUUUAAGUUUUUGAUUCUACUCCUAGAUGCUGGAACCCAUUUACACACAGCACGAAGCAAGUCUGGUUCUUUACGACUGGUAUUUUGAUAGAUGCUGGAUGGUGUCUGUGCCAUAUCUGUGCCCGCUCUUUUAAGACAAUGUUGCAUUAUGUCCAUCUCCAGAAAUUGUGCUUUGACAACUGAUUUAAAUAAAACAUGUGCUUCACCGAGAUUUGCUGGUUUUAUUAGCUACUAGGAAGCCUGGGACAUAGGUUUACUGCAUUCUGAAAGCAGUAUGAGUUAGAAGUUUCUCAUGCAGCCUCUGUAUGAUGUUACCACUUCAUACCGGUUCGGGCUGAUGUUCAGAGGAAGUCAGCAGAUGGUUGUAUACACCAGGAUGAACGCGGGGCUUUUCAGAGGGACAGUGCUGUUACAAUGCUGCCACCUGGUGGGGUCUUCCGGGAAAGGUCAGUUUUCGGCAUUGGUAUUUGUUAAUGACUAAUGUUUCUAGAAAGAAAUUUUAAGAAGGCUUAAUAGUAAAAAUGCCAUGCCUGACAGGUGAUCUAUCUGGGGAUUUUUUUUUAAUGUUAAAGUGAUUCGUGAUUCUUGCUAAUAUAUAAAAGAUUCCGUCAAAGCAUUGCCACAUGAAGAACAGUCACCUGUCUACCAUAAAAUUCCACUUUUUUCACAUGUAAAACUGGCCUGGCAUAUAUAUUUUUUUACAAAGUUUACUCAAACUCAGCCCUCCAGUCUGAGAACUUAAUUUCAGUGGCCAAUUAGUGAUUUUAAAGCAUAACAGUCUAGACAGUCUAAAAUAGUCUUACCGAGAAAGAAAAUUUGCUGUUAAAACCAGAGAGUAGUUUCUGUUAUACCAACAACCUGACUACCACAA
Messenger RNA from Phyllostomus discolor (pale spear-nosed bat), 7173 nucleotides. It is a transcript of the gene AKAP12, whose product is annotated as A-kinase anchoring protein 12. Gene Ontology annotation, biological process: regulation of protein kinase C signaling; signal transduction. The coding region runs from base 185 to 5443 and encodes 1752 amino acids. Gene Ontology annotation, cellular component: cytoplasm. The transcript has 4 exons. Gene Ontology annotation, molecular function: protein kinase A binding; calmodulin binding. The record is from RefSeq and is a predicted model, not a curated record. NCBI's taxonomy places the organism in Eukaryota, Metazoa, Chordata, Mammalia, Chiroptera, Phyllostomidae.